Molecule: messenger RNA, 1026 nt
Organism: Nylanderia fulva
Lineage: Eukaryota; Metazoa; Arthropoda; Insecta; Hymenoptera; Formicidae
Source: RefSeq, a predicted model, not a curated record
AUGGCGGAAAGGUCCUGUGGCAUUGGAAUUGUGGCGGAGCCGUACAGGAUAUCAGAUAGAAACUGGGUCAAAAGUACAGACGGCUCCGCCGCAAUUGUAAGAAGGAAUGUGCGCGACUUCCCACCCCUAAAUCUGAUUGAAGCGGGAGGAGGAUUUGUUGUAGCUUCCUGGGGGUCUUUCGUAAUAAUAGGCAUAUAUCUCCCGCCGAGCUUGGAAAGGGGAGCGUUUGGCGGGAGACUUAAAACUCUGGAGCGGCAGAUCGCGAAGCACCACUCCCGUCCGAUGAUAAUAGCGGGGAACUUCAAUGCCAAAUCAACGGCAUGGGGUUCCCCGCACACCGACUGGCGGGGGGGCGAAGUAAGCGAUUGGGCGGCGCAGUGCGACGUUAUACUCUUAAAUGAAAGACGCGAAAACACGUGCGUGCGUUGGCAGGGCGGGUCGAUCGUAGACCUUACAUGGAUGACCCGCUCUGCAAUUAGGAUGGCACAGAGUUGGAGGGUGGCGAUGGAGAUAGAAACAUUAUCGGACCAUAGGUACAUAGAAAUCUCUGUCGCCACCACAACAAAGGAAGUCGCGGAGCGCCGUCGGAAGAUAGAAGCCAGCUUCAGAAGAUGGGCCCUCAGGAAGCUCGACAAGGAUAUGUUCAUGGCAGCUAUUAACGCUGCACUAUUAAUAAAGGAGGGGGAAACCGGGGACUUGGAAACACAUAGGGCAUGGCUGGACAAUACAAUGCAGCAAGCUUGCGAGGCCGCCAUGCCCAGAGUUAAGACCCGGUCUCCAAAGCAUGCAUACUGGUGGUCGGAGGACAUUGUUGAAUUGCGGCAGUCCUCCGACCGGGCCAGGAGAAACAUCAGAAAAAGGCAGAGGUACGCGCUAUCGGACCCCGAAGGAUUAGAGGACGCGUGGGACGCAUACCGAAACGCAAGAGAUGUCCUGCGUGCCUCCAUCCGCAAAGCAAAGGCGAAGGCCUGGGAGGAGUUAAUCUCCUCCCUGGAUGAGGACCCGUGGGGCCGUCCCUACAAAUAG